AUGCAAGGUCAGCAGGUAUUGCCAGGGCCUUCGGCGGGCGUCGCCCGUUCAGAAACCACUAAUUUGGGUCGGCCUAAUACACGUGCUCAGGCAGCCAUUACCAAGAGAGCAAACCAAAACUCGGGAAAGGGUAAGGCCACAGCAAAAGGCCCCGGCAAGGGUAAGGCCAUUGCCAAAGCGUCAAGUAGAAACGCCCUCUCACAGGUGGUAGACAUUCCUAGUGUGUUUCAGGAACAGCAGCAUCAGCAAAGUUCUACAGAGGACAGUGAGUGUUCCGGAUUAGAGGAGGAGCACAGGGAACCUCAAGUUGCUCAGCCAGUGGCUCAGGGGAACGCGACCGUCGUAGAGGUGCCAGGUGGCAAGCGCAAAUCCAAGAAGAAACACAUCUCUGCCAAGAAGAAGAGAAGUAGGCAGUCCGAGACGGAGGACGAUUCAGGUACGUCAUCAUCCGAUUCGGAUAGCGAGGGCCCCAUGGAUGGUUACUGGGGUUUGGGUGAAGGGAAUCACGGGAUCCCGCUAUGGGCGCAUGAAAGGAGGGCCAACUCACAUCGAAAAACUUUCAACGGAGUGCUGGACUGGAAAGAUGGGGCUUUGGUUGAGGAUGUAAAGGUGGCCACCAAUCAGUCCACUGAUUUUAUAUUGGGAAAUCACUUGUCACAGAGGAAGAGGAAUAAGAUCCUCAACGGUGAUUACGUGGACAUGUUUACUUUGCUCCCUCCCGCCAAACUACUGGGUAAAGGUGAAAAGAGGCGAACUUCCGGUAAAGGGAGGUACAGGACCCCUAGGGCAGAGCACACCUUUGAGAAUUGGUUAGACGGGUACCAGGUUUUCAUGGGUGUUGUUUCCGCUGCGUAUCCUCGGCGUGCCAUGGAUUUGGUUGCAUAUUUAGCGCAUGUGAGGCGGGCUCACUCGCUCGCAGGGGAACACGCCGUUUUAACUUAUGAUGAGAACUUUCGUAGAAACGCUUCUCUACUACCUUCCACCCGAUGGGACCUAACGGACCCUAACUACUGGGGCGAGGACGUUAAUCCCUACAUUGAAAAGAAAAACCUGGGAUUUGCCAAGGCAGGUAAGACCGAGGCAAAGCGGCGUCGCCUCUGCUGGGAGUUCAACAGGGGUGUAUGCGCGAGACCCUCCUGUAAGUAUGUGCACGAAUGCGACCGUUGCUGGGGAAAUCACCCCGCCUCCGCAUGCUUCAAGAAUAAGCAGCAGCCCUUUCGUGGGGGCAGGGGGUACUUCCACAACACCAAUCGAGGUGCCCCCCGGAUCCUCCCAUCAGGGAACGGGGAACCGCCAGUAACUUGCAUCUGGGCCUGGCCUUCUCCCCGUCUGUCUUCAACCCAUCAAAACUUUGUUAGAUCAAUACCCAAAUAG
Podarcis lilfordi (Lilford's wall lizard) is the source of this 1374-nucleotide messenger RNA. The record is from the annotation of a GenBank genome assembly. Lineage: Eukaryota; Metazoa; Chordata; Lepidosauria; Squamata; Lacertidae.